This is a messenger RNA of Ostrea edulis (European flat oyster), 708 nucleotides long. RefSeq lists its product as uncharacterized. The record is from RefSeq and is a predicted model, not a curated record. Lineage: Eukaryota; Metazoa; Mollusca; Bivalvia; Ostreida; Ostreidae. The transcript is spliced from 2 exons. Bases 28 to 420 code for a protein of 130 amino acids.
UGUCCUGAUCUCUCCUCUGGAACCAAAAUGGAAAAUAUUGAUAUUGCCCACAGUUUGCUGAGACAACUUAGAUACCAUGAAAGAGCCAGGCAAGAGAUUGUUCUGUUAGAUAAGUUGAUUCAGAGACAUCAACGUCAGAUUGAAAGGUCUCUCCAGCUAGGCCGAAAAGAACAAGCUCUUCACUACAUGGGAUGCAAGACCGUGGUCCACACCGUGAUGUACUUUUACAAACAAUACUACGUCCGCAGCUGGCUACAGGCGCAGGUUCAUUCCUGGGAAAUCUUGCGCGCCGUGGAUACCGAUUCCGAUCCCCCUAACUUCGUGUCAGCCACGCUAAACUUCCACAACGAGAGGAUACAACCCUAUAAGUAUCAUCAGGCACAAGUUGCUGCCCAGUGUAGUUUCUCACGGGCAAGUUAGAGUGAUCUGUGUUUGCAGUACUUGUUUGAUAUUUGACAGCAAUUUUUGUGUCUUGUUGGGAUUUAGAACUGGACUCUGAAUGCUAUGAGAACUUUGCGUGAAUCAAAAGUGGGAUACGUUGUAUAUUUUUUUGUGUAACACUUUAAUUCUGACAUUUGGAUUUAAUUCUACUGAGUUUUAUUAAUCUAAUCUGAGCAGUCAGGAGAAUUGUAUGUGCAUAAAUUGUGCUAUACUAUUACUGUUAAAAUGUUAUUGUGCAAGUGCUUAUGAGACUAAUAAUAAAUUGUA